Episyrphus balteatus (marmalade hoverfly) is the source of this 1834-nucleotide messenger RNA. Its product is annotated as kelch-like protein 5. The coding region runs from base 86 to 1834 and encodes 582 amino acids. Gene Ontology annotation, molecular function: protein binding. The transcript has 2 exons. The record is from RefSeq and is a predicted model, not a curated record. Lineage: Eukaryota; Metazoa; Arthropoda; Insecta; Diptera; Syrphidae.
AAAUUUGUGAUUUGGCGAUCGAUGUACUUCUGCGGGCUUUUCUUUUUCUAAAUUGAGCAAUAGUUAAAUAAUAAUUCUACUUACCAUGUCAACUUUGGAUACUUCCCCAUCUGCAUCACAAAACGAAAAAACAACUUUCACAGACGAUCAACAUGCCUCCAAUUUAUUAAGAAAAUUGCUAAAAUUAUAUGAAAAAGAAGAAUUAUUCGAUAUUCUCCUCAUAGCCGGAGAGGAUCGCACCAAGAUCCAAGUCCACAAAAUUGUCCUCACAGCUUUGAGUGAGUAUUUUUUGGAAAUAUUUCGUGGUCUUCCUAAAACUUCGAAUAUCAAUGAAUUAGAAAUUAAGGAAGUCGAAAGUUCGACUCUUAAAUUGAUAGUUGAUUACAUGUAUUCCGGAUCGAUUGAUCUGAAGCUUGAAAGCAUUGAGACACUUCUGCGAAGUGCUGUUUUGCUAAAAAUGACAAACCUUGUCAAAGGUUGUUGCGAGUUUCUUGAAAACAAUCUCAACAUUGACAACUGUUUGUGUUGGUCACACUUGGCCAAGGAGCUCGGUUUAUCCGAUCUUCAAGAAAAAACUUUGAACUUUAUUUAUGCAAACUUUGAGAAAGUAACAAAGGGAAAUGAGUUCUUAGUUUUGAAUGAAAUUGAACUCAAGGAUUUAUUAUUUAAUAAUAACUCAUAUCGAGACUUUGAGGAACAAGUGUUCCUUAGUUUGGUUGAUUGGAUAGAAUAUGAGAAAGUUGAUCGACGACAUCUUUUGUUUGACUUACUCUCAAUGGUUCGCUAUCAACUACUUUCGGCCAAGUUUAUCAUCAAAAAUAGAAAGAUGGUUUGUAAAACUGCGGAAUAUCAAAUCUUGGAAUUAAUUUGCACCUGGCUUGAGUAUCACUUGGUGCCCGAGUCUCGCACAAGUGAUGACCAAGUCGCUACUUUAGCCUCCAAACCAAAAAUAGAAGAUCAUUUGGAGAAAGAUUUUCUUAAAUUUUCAGUUAUUCAUUUUAACGAAGAAUUUGAACCUGAAAUAAGAAGUUACAAUAAAACUUUAAAUACAUGGUGUAUGGAUAAACGGUUUACUCCCAUUUCAACACGAAGAUUCAAGUAUUCUGUAAUUGUAAUCGAUGAGAAGCUUUUUAUAGUUGGCGGGCAAAGUAAUAAUGAUACAGAGAAAAGCGUUGAAUAUUUGGAUUUCAAAACAUACAAGUGGAGUACUUUGCCCAACAUGCGUGUUGCCAGAUGUGAAAGUCAAUUGGCCAAUUUAAGUGGACAUUUGUGUGUCUUUGGAGGCUUUGAAAAAUCUGAUGAGGUAACUUUUAUUAAUUCAGUGGAGAUUUUUAACUUCUCAACAAAUAAAUGGACUGAUUUAAAUCCGCCAAUCAAACCAAACCGAAAAAAUAAAAUCGUGGGCCAUAAUGGCAUACUGUACAUUUUCGAUUUUCAUUACGGUUGUUUGCAAUGUUAUGAUGUCUCUGCCAAUCAAUGGACAUUUAAGGACCUGCCAAUCGAUGAAACUGUAGGAGAAUUUCGUACUGCAGCAGUGGAUAAUUUUUUGUAUGCAAUUAUUGGCGGGGAACUUCAAAAGAAUCUUCAAUGGACUUCAUUUAAAAAUCUUACUUUCAAACGCUUUGAUUUAUCCAACGAUACGUGGUCUGAGGUGGGAAUUUUAAAAGAAGAUAAAAUAGUUGGGAAAACAUUCACAAUUAUUGGAAGUAAAAUUUUGUUUGUAAAUACAAUUAAUCGUAUCGCUGAGUAUAAUAUUGAAACUAAAGAAUUCCAUUUAAUAACUGUACCUCCAUCUGUAAAAUAUUUCUAUAAUGCUUUUAUUUUUCAACGCUAG